AUGUCUUUGUUUAACCAAGAAGAGUUAGCAAUGAUUGCAAUAGCGCUAGAUGAAGAAGAAGCAGACGACCAAGAAGACCAUCAGCAGGCAAUAAAACGUAUUUGGGUAUGUGAGCUAAUCUACUUUUCACUUGCUACUACAAAAGCUACAAGAUGGUUUGAGAAAAAAAGAUACUGGAGACAAUCUAUAUCGCCAAUGGAAAGACUCGCUGUUACGUUAAGAUUCCCAACAGGAGAUUCAUUUAAAACAAUUGCGUUCAGCUAUCGAAUGGGGUUUAGUACUGUGCAAGAAAUUGUAACGAAAACUUGUAAAUGUAUAGUUGACACAAUGAUGAGUGAAAUGCUACCUAGGCCAACAUAUGAGACGUGGAAAUCAAUAGCGGACGACUUCAAUACACUUUGGAAUUUUCCAAAUCGCAUCGGAGCUCUUGAUGGAAAACAUUUUAACAUCCAGUCACCGCCUAACAGUGGAUCACUAUACUUCAACUAUAAAAAAACAUUCUCAGUUGUGCUUAUGGCUUUAGUUGAUGCCAAUUAUAAUUUUACAAUUGUCAAUGUUGGUUCUUAUGGAAAGAAUAGUGAUGGAGGAAUUUUUGCUAACUCUAAUCUGGGAAAAGAACUUCAAAGAAAAAACUUGUCUUUGCCUGAAGUUUCGAUCUACCAGGCAGUUCAACAACAGCUCUUUAUGUUCUUGUAG
Messenger RNA from Pieris macdunnoughi, 696 nucleotides. NCBI's taxonomy places the organism in Eukaryota, Metazoa, Arthropoda, Insecta, Lepidoptera, Pieridae. The record is from the annotation of a GenBank genome assembly.